AUGGACCACUUGAAGACUAGCGCCUUCCCAGCGGGAUACGAGAGCGAUAACAGCAGCGAUGAGUGGUACAUGGAGCGUCCCCCUGACAAAAAGUCUUUCGACGUUCAGAAUCUUGAUAAUGCCAUGGCAGAUACUGUAGAUAAAGUCUGUUUACUGAAAAACGCCAUCAGUGAAGGCAAUGUUGGUGCCAUUGAACAGCUGCUGGACAAUGGCAUAGAUGUGGAUUGCAAGCUGUGCUUUGACUGGACUCCUCUGAUGUGUGCUGUUGGUGUGGCGAACGACAACGUGGCCAAAUUCCUUCUGGACCGAGGAGCCAACGGCAACUUUAGCAAAGAUGGCUGGACCGUGCUCAUGGCUGGCUGUACUGCACUUGCCAAGGAGGACAAAAUUGCUCGCUGUGUGGACCUUCUGCUCUCCAGGAACGCUGAUCCCAACAUGGCGGAUAGGUCUCAAGUGACGUGCUUGAUGCUGGCCGCCAGAGACAAUUACUGCAAGGUCCUUAACCUGCUGGCGUCCCACGGGGCUGACCUCAAUAUGCAGGACGCCAACGGAUACACCGCCUUGUCGCUUGCCGUGCACCACGGCCGGGAGAAGGCCGUGCUGAAGCUCCUCCAGCUCGGAGCCGACAGCACCAUCGUGACCAAUGCAGGAAAGAGCCCCGCUCAGCUGGCUCUGCUUCUCAAGCACGCUCAGAUCUCCAGGAUCCUGUCCUCCUCAUGGAAAAUAGAUCCUGUCCUGCCUUUCAGCUCCACUGAGGAAUCACUUUCCACAAGCAUCAAGACCAAUACUCAGCCUCCAUCUUUUGUGGAAAGCGUACCCAAGCUGGAUGACCUGGAGCUCCUCCUUCACGGCCUGGAACUCGGCUAUCUCAUUGACAUCAUGCAUGAGAAGGACAUCGCCUGGAGCGAGCUGCUGACUAUGGAGGAGGAGGACCUGGCCAAGGUUGGAAUCACAGAUGCAGAGGACCAGCAGAAGGUUCUGAGUGCCGUGCGUCAGAUGCAUUUGGACAAAGUGGAAUUGGACACCAUUGAGGGACUUGGGGUGAAUGACAGCGGGAGUUGCCUUAACUUUCUGAUCAAGCUGAAGCAGCACUGCUGCUGCCUGACGGAAACCAUUCAAGACACCAUCCGCCGCUUUCCCAUGCAGGUCUCCAAGCUGGUCUUCACACUGGACCACAAGAGGGAGGCGCAGGCCGUGUGCAGCCAACUGAUGGUGCAGACCAGAGACCUGCAGACCGAAGUCAACUGCCUUCACAAUCUGCUCUGCCAGAUGAACGAGGCCCCGAACUACUGUAGACUUCCGCCUCCUGUCGCCCACGGCAACAGGAAGCUGCCACCCCUCGCGAGGGUUGCUGUGGGGACACUGGGGGCCGCCCUCCUCCUCUUCUUCAGCCGCCGCUAUCUGCCCAAGUGA
Molecule: messenger RNA, 1413 nt
Organism: Phycodurus eques (leafy seadragon)
Lineage: Eukaryota; Metazoa; Chordata; Actinopteri; Syngnathiformes; Syngnathidae
Gene: asz1
Product: ankyrin repeat, SAM and basic leucine zipper domain containing 1
Exons: 13
Coding region: 1-1413 (470 amino acids)
Biological process (GO): piRNA processing
Cellular component (GO): pi-body
Molecular function (GO): protein binding
Source: RefSeq, a predicted model, not a curated record